Messenger RNA from Lithohypha guttulata, 945 nucleotides. RefSeq lists its product as uncharacterized. Lineage: Eukaryota; Fungi; Ascomycota; Eurotiomycetes; Chaetothyriales; Trichomeriaceae. The transcript has a single exon. Bases 1 to 945 code for a protein of 314 amino acids. The record is from RefSeq and is a predicted model, not a curated record.
AUGUCCACUGAAGAUAUCAGCAGGCUCCAAGCAGGAAACCUCUUUGGUGUCAACGGGCUCAAUGUGGUCAUUACGGGCGGAGGAAGUGGCCUGGGCGCCUAUAUGGCCCGUGCACUUGCUAUUAACGGAGCUUCCAAGAUCUUCAUCGUUGGUCGUCGAGAAGAAGCAUUAACUCGUACCAAGAAUUCACUGCCCGAGCAGUAUGCCAAGUCCAUCAUUCCUGUUCUUGGCGACGUGAGCUCAAAAUCCUCCUUGGCAAGUGUUAGAGAAGCCAUCACGGGCAAACAUGGCACUAACGAAAUCGAUGUUCUGUUCUGCAAUUCAGGCAUUAGUGGUCCAAGUGUGGCCACGAGUGACCCGCAGACAAAGAAACCGUACGACUCGGUCAACGGCCUAGCUGAGGCUAUGCUCGCACCAGACGAGCAGGAUAUCACAAACACCUACCACGUCAAUAUCACAGGUAUUCAUUUGACCGUGGCCACGUUCUUGCCUCUUCUAGACGCGGCGAACAAAGCUCGUCCAUCACCUUCAGCAAACGUGCCGUUCAAGCCUAGACCACAGAUCAUCACUACAUCCUCGAUCGGUGGAUACAACCGUGUGCCUCUCGGAAACAUGUCCUAUGGUCCGUCAAAAGCAGCUGUCGUCCAUCUGACCAAACAGUUGGCGACAGUUUUGGUGCCAUACGAUAUCAGAGCCAAUACUAUUGCUCCAGGCCUCUAUUUGAGUGAGAUGACUGAGGGCACAAUGAAGGCGCAAGGUAAGGCAGAGAAGCAUAACGUGGAAGGUACCUGGGGAAAGGACGUGAUACCAGCGACACGAAGUGGCGACGAGGAAGAUCUGACCGGUGUAGUAUUGUUCUUAUGCAGUAGGGCAGGAGCAUACGUGAAUGGGAAUGUGCUGGUUACAGAUGGUGGGCGACUGGCAGUCAUGCCGGCUAGUUAUUGA